AUGUACGAGGAGGAGAACGAGAAUGGUAAGCCAGCAGCAGAGACAUAUGAGAAUACAGAGCUUUACUCCAACGUCAAGGCUAUUAUGGGUGACGCCCCUGUCCUUCUGGAAGAGUCCAAGUGCACAGUGGUGAGGGAGGGAGUCCAGUGUGUUUGCAUGGCUACGGGUAACCCUGAGCCCAUCAUCGAGUUCUACCUCCCCGACAAGAACAUCACCAUCAACGACACGGACGGCCGCUACAACUACUACACGCACACGGACGGCCACACGUCCACGGGCAUGAUAAAACUACGGGAGAAGGGCGAGCGCCUGGGCAACGGUGCUGUCAAUGUGCACUGCAGCAUCAGCAACAUAUACGGGUCGGAGAGCUUUCAUCUGGAGUUACAGCAGGAGAAGAAGUACAUGAUGGCAGUGAUUGUUGGCACCAUCGGUGGAGUGGCUGUCAUCGCCUUCAUCAUCGCAGCAGUGAGAUAUGUGGGCCAUAACAACAAGAAAGAGAAUGGCAACCCUGGGCAGGACCUGGUCUCUAAACUGGAGAACCCAGCGUUGUACUACAGCACAGUCAAGAAGGACAAACAAUGUCUGAGGAAGAAAGUGCUUAAGACAGAGCUUCUGGGCUCAAAGUUUAACUCCAUUCUAGAGGAGAGCACGGGAGAAGACGGGGAUUAUCAACCUGUGGGCUCUAUGGCAGACCUGGAGAGGCAAGAGCUGAAUUACGCCGCCCUGCAGUUUCUCGGGGGGCGCUCCAGGGAUGGGGGGGCCUCAGGGAGGGGGGAUGACGGCAGCGACUACACCGAGAUCAAGGCCAAAUGAAUCGCGAUCCUUCCCUGACCCAUCGUCACCGCGGGACACAGUGGCAGCCAUGUUGUCGCCCCCCUCCUCACGUCAUUCGCCCCCUCUUCAAACGUCUUCCCCCCUCCCCCGUAGACUCCACCCCCAACCUUCACCGUCACACCAAGAACUCCCACCGUCUCCGCCCGUCCCUGAAUCAUCUCAAAUGACGUCCCCGUUAGUCGACCCCCAAGCCUCCAAGGGGAACCCCAGUCACAUCUCGCCACCCAGGACUGCUGGUAGCUACUUGCAGGGUCAGAACACGGCCCAGUGGACAAUGUAAAAAGAUCUUUGUAUUAUCAGCAGCUGUCGGUCUCCAGGCUCUUACUCUAUUGUUCAUAGUCAAACAAUUCCCUCACAACAGGUGCAAUGCGUUAGUUACUGUACUGUAUCAUCUAGAUUCAAUGUUGCUAUUUCCAUCUCUACACCAUUAAUUGUUGGCAUUGCUUUUCUGGGGCUCCCCUUCUGUAUGUCACCCUAUAUCAUACUCAUAGCUAGCCUGGUUAAACCAGAUUGAACGCUGAGCUCACCAGUUUUCCUGUGAAACGCAGCGCAAUCAGUUUGGAUACCAGGCUAACUGUCUAGAUCCAUCCGUUAUAGUUCUUCUCCACUGUGUCCGCUGCCAGUCGAAGUGUCAGGGAAAGGGGUGUGUUUUGUGCUUUUUCUUUUCUUAUCUCUAUUUCUGACCCUGGAUCUGGAGGAAAUGAGGGAUCUCUUCUCUCUUCCUGAUCCAGUGGUUGUCAACGCUGACCAGUGUUCAACAAACGUUAGGCCUGAUACACAUCCAAUUGAAGCCUGUCAUCUUCAUCUCACAUAUUCUGUUCCAACAUAUAGUUCAAUAGUGAUGUGUGCUGUGACUCUGUGGCUUUUGAUGAUGAUGAGAAAUGAAUAUUUCUUUGAUUUUAUAUAAAGAGAGAAAAUUGAUACUCUUACAGGUUUGUGGAGCCUCGAACACAAGGUUCUGCUCGUGCAAGAAGUGGCCUGAAUAUUUUUGUUUUUAUGCAUUAUAAGCACUGAUUGCAUUGUGUUUUGCUCUUGUGGAAAUAUGCCGGGGUAACACAGAAUGUUCUAUUUAUUCCGUUGCCCAUGAUUUAAUUACUAGUAUUUUUGGACGAUGUUUUGCUAAGGGUAAGUGUUAACUUAUCCUUAAAUGGGAACCAAUGGAUUAGAAUACAUUUUUGGAUCAAUCUGGCAUACAUGACUCCACUGUAACACUCGCACAGCAGGACAAAAUGUAUCUCGUUGAGACAAUGUGUGUGUGUGUGUAUGUAAACAGUGCUGAAAGAUCAGCGAACACUGAUCACUGUGGGUGUUUCAAAAGAUCACUUUACCUGAGACCGCUUCUCACAAAAUGUCUACGUCAAUGGUUGUGAAGUGUGAAAUCGAUGCCUAAUCCUAUAGGGUUGUAUCAGAGGAGGCAUUUGAGUGGCACAACAUUGAAGUUGUUAUACCAGUUGGUUGUGCUAUUCAAACAUACUUGAUCAACUCAUGUAAUGUAAUCUCCAAGCUCACUAAUGGCAACACUAGAUAACAAUGACUGUUAAUACAAUAUUAAUAAGCUGCAUAUGGAUGGGUAAAAGGAUACCUGUAUACAUUAUGUAAAUAAAUACCCUGCAUGACUAUUAUGCUGUCAGCCAUAUGUGUAGAUACACUACGGUAUGUACAUGCUCACUAUUGCAACAAUGGUUUACACAGGCAAGUCGGAUACAGGUUCGGUAACACUUUAACUGACUUCUCUGUCAUAAGGGUGACAUAACGCUGUCAUAACAUAACACAUGUCAUUUUCGGUCAUGUAAACUGAUGUCAAAAUACUGACAACCCUUUACACUGUCAUGACACAAAUGGGUAUUUAUGUAAAUUAGUUGGCUAGCGGUAUGCUAAGCCAAUAACCUGACUGAAGCAAAGAUUUGUGCCAUGACGGUGUCAAGCUUAUGUCAGCUGUCAUGACUGUUUAAUAACAUAUUUUAUGUCAUUGUUCUGACAUGGUUAAGUCACUAGACCUAAUGGCAGAGCGUUCAAGAUGUGUUGCCCAACAUUGAGACAUGCCAAUAUGGACAUCCGUUUAGUAACACUUACUGUCGUCAGUUCUCUUGAACGCCUCAUGGGGGGGUUUAUUUCUUUCUAAACCUGGGAACAAAAUGGAGAAGCGUUGUUCAUGUCUUCUCUAAUUUGUUUGUCACAUAGUGUGUUGUAAAGCAGAUUUGUACUUUCUUUACUUUGUGGUAUUCAUUAUUAUUAUUGUGAUGAUUUUUUUUUUAUAUCUUUGACACAAUAAUUCCGAUCAGAAUUCUGCAAUCCUUCUGCAAAUUAGCACUGUUAUUACUUAAUGACAAUAAGAGCUCUAUGAUGAUGUUUGAUCAUUCUCUUUCUUUUACAAGUCUGUCCCGCCUCAAGCAAAGCCAUCUUUCUUUGGGUCCAAACAACAAAUAAAUCAAGUAAACAA
Messenger RNA from Oncorhynchus mykiss (rainbow trout), 3274 nucleotides. Its product is annotated as myelin-associated glycoprotein-like. The record is from RefSeq and is a predicted model, not a curated record. Lineage: Eukaryota; Metazoa; Chordata; Actinopteri; Salmoniformes; Salmonidae.